Molecule: messenger RNA, 2089 nt
Organism: Phlebotomus papatasi
Lineage: Eukaryota; Metazoa; Arthropoda; Insecta; Diptera; Psychodidae
Product: coagulation factor IX-like
Exons: 2
Coding region: 1241-2023 (260 amino acids)
Biological process (GO): proteolysis
Molecular function (GO): serine-type endopeptidase activity
Source: RefSeq, a predicted model, not a curated record
GUUCAUCAGUUCAAUUCUAAGAUAUUCUGAAGGUACACAGUAAAAAAUAAUUACUACGGUUAUAGCGUGUAAUAGAAGAUCAUUGAUAAUUGAAGUAAAUUUCAAACGAUUAUCGUAGCAAGCGUAGUUGAUAAGCAAAGUAAGUUGAAUUUUCCUCCAAAAGUUCCACUGAAAUUACACAAAAUAUAAAAACACUUGAGAGAAAUCCGAAAAAGUUAAAAGAACAUUCCGGAAAUGUUUAUUUUACCCUGCAUUAUUGAUCCGAAAUCGUUGUAAAUAUUACCCUUUUUAGGUGUACUAGGGGUUAAAUUAUCCCUUUUUCAUGUUAAUUAUAUCCUUAAAAAGGUGUAAAAUUAACAUUAAAAAAUGUGGAUACAUUUUUACACCUAAAAAGUGUUAAAGUUAUGAGGAAAAAAUGUUAAUCGCACCCUCUUUUUUUUCUCAGCAAAGAAGAAGAAUGAGUUGAACCGAAAUAUUUGAAAGUUGAACUUUUCUCUGCGAUAAUCGGUUGAAAAAUUACGGAAACUGCCGCCACUGAAUCUUAGUCCUUAAUUAAGUACUUAGUGUUAAGGUUUUGUCAUGUCAUUUCAUUUUCGCUUCGCCAUAAACCGCUGACAUUUGUUUCAUUUUAAAAUUCGUUUUAAAUAGUCAAAUGUUUUACGACACCUUUAAAAUUAAAUCAUUAAGUUAAGAACUUUAUUAAAUAGUACUUAAUUAAGGACUUAGUGUGUCAGCCGAAGCCUUUCUUUCUUCCCAGGUUGUGAUGUCACAAGAAGAAGGGGUUACUCAUUUCAAUUUUUAUUGACAAGGGUUUCUCGUUUCUGCAGUUUCGUAAACCAUUUCUCGGAAAAUGUUUCUUUGUUUGAAUUUAUCUUUUCUCCUUCAAAGAACUUGUAGUGUUUCUUCACAUGGGAAAUUCCCUCUCAACUUUCUAUCACAUCCUAGUUUGUAAUGGCUCAAACAAAAGUAAAUAACUUUCGGGGCCACUUGAGAGAUUUCCAAACAAUAUUCCUCAAGUUUCUUCCACUUAGCAUUAUGCGAUAAUUUUCAAUGAAUGUAAAUACUUUAUAAGUGACCACUCGUGUGACCACCAACCUAGGGAUCAUCUUGAAAUUUUUAUGCACUUCACUGAUUAAAUUCGAGAGCUCCUUCCCUUAUCUAUCUUAUAAAAGCGAACGGGAAAUACUACUGACCGUCAGUUCAUAUCUUCUUGUUUUUGAGAUAAUUUCCUGAAGUGAAAAUGAAAGUUAUUCUGUGUACAAUUUUAUUGAUUGGAACCGCUAUGGCGGCUUCUAUUGUACCCAAGAUUGUUGGAGGAAAACCAGCUCAACCGCAUGAGUUUCCUUACAUGGUUUCACUUCAAUGGGUUUCACCUAAAAAAACGCAUUUUUGUGGAGGAUCCCUCUUGAGUGAGAGAUGGGUCCUUACGGCGGGACAUUGCGUACAUGCCUUAAAAGGAAAGGAUGAAGUUGUUGCUGGAGCUCAUAGUAUUAAGAGUCCGGAUCAGUAUGAACAGAGAAGGAAGGUUCUUAGAACUUUUGUUCAUGAGGAUUACAGUGGAGAUGUUGGUCCUCAUGAUGUUGGUCUGGUUGAGGUAUCAGAACCCUUUGAAUUCAACGAAUACGUUCACAGUGUCAACUUGCCCUCUAAAGACACUUUCUACCCCGCUGGACCUGCCACACUUUCCGGAUGGGGAUCCAUUUCCAACGGCUUCUUUCCAAGCUAUCCCGACAAACUUUUGAAAGCUGAUCUCCCCGUUCAAACCGCUGAUUUCUGCUUCACUAACUACCCCGGAACCCCAAUGCACGAGAGCAAUAUCUGUGCUGGAGACCUUGAUGGUUCCCUGGCUGCCUGCAGUGGGGAUUCCGGCAGUCCUCUUACGGUUAAUAACGCAGAAGGAAAAGCUGAAGUUUACGGAAUUGCAAGCUGGACUUGGAUGCCAUGCGGAACUCCAGGAAAAACGGGAGUUUUCGUAAAUGUGUCUUUCUACUUGAAGUGGCUCAAGGAGAAAAUGAACAACUAAUAUUGUGUUUCUAAUUUAAAUUUGGAUAAAAGUGAUAAAAAAAUAAAUAUGUAUGCAAAUUGAAAA